AACAUUAAUUUGCCAAACAAAGCAUUGAACUUUGUCUUUUUUCUCUACAAAUUUGCCAUGCUCCCUGCAAAUUAACCAGCAGAGACGAAGAUGGCGACAUCAAUACCCAACAGCCGCAAAGCGAUAAGCUUGAAGCUUCUUGUAGACAGCCAAUCUAGGAAGGUGCUGUUCGCAGAGGCCGGGAAGGAAUUCGUGGACUUUCUCUUCGGACUCGUACAUAUACCCAUUGGUUCUAUGAUGGGUCUUCUUUGGAAUCAUGGCAUGGCUGGACCAGGAUCGUGGAGCAGAGUGUAUGAGAGUAUCCAAGACCUUGAAUCCACCUGUCUUCACCAAAGCAAGGAAAAAUUCUUGAUGCCUGAACCAGCCUUCCCAUCCGAAACUCAUCCGCCUCCGCUGCUGCUCAACUUCGUACCACAAAAACAAGCCACCACAUCACCAAAACGACCAAGACGAGCACUAAUUCAAACAGCACCGUUCUCUUCCGGAAGUCAUCUUUUUGGUUUUGGUCCAACUUCUCUUGAUCUUAAUGGAUCGGUGGCUCAACGCAAGGAGACGGGGUAUGUUAGAGGUGUCGUGACAUUUAUGGUGACGGAUGAUCUGACUGUGAAACCCAUGUCAACCAUUUCUAGCAUCACCCUUCUCAACACCUUCAACGUCAAAGAUGUCAGUUUGCUCCAGGAGAAGACGGUCACGGUUGACAUACAGAAGGGCUUGGAGCUGGUGAAGGCUUCAUUCGGGUCUACCACAGUCCUCACAGAUGUUUUCCUUGGGAAUACAGGUACUUCAUUGAGGGCCUGAUUCAUUAGUAUGGAAUUCUCCAAUCCGAGUAGCAGAAUUCUCCAAUAAGUUCAUCUUGCUUUUUAGAGAUGAAGUAAUAUGUGUAAUUGUGGGUUUUUUAGGCAUGUGAAAAAAAAAACCCGUUUGUUAAUGAUUUUAAAUUUUUGUGAAAUAUAAAUGUAAAAGUAGUUUUUAAGUA
Messenger RNA from Corylus avellana, 976 nucleotides. NCBI's taxonomy places the organism in Eukaryota, Viridiplantae, Streptophyta, Magnoliopsida, Fagales, Betulaceae. The record is from RefSeq and is a predicted model, not a curated record.